Messenger RNA from Cercocebus atys (sooty mangabey), 2781 nucleotides. RefSeq names its product phospholipid scramblase 1 (gene PLSCR1). The transcript is spliced from 9 exons. The record is from RefSeq and is a predicted model, not a curated record. NCBI's taxonomy places the organism in Eukaryota, Metazoa, Chordata, Mammalia, Primates, Cercopithecidae. Gene Ontology annotation, cellular component: plasma membrane. Gene Ontology annotation, biological process: plasma membrane phospholipid scrambling. Gene Ontology annotation, molecular function: phospholipid scramblase activity. The coding region runs from base 941 to 1903 and encodes 320 amino acids.
CCCAGGCUGGUCUUAAACUUCUGGACUCAAGUGAUCCUCCUGCCUCAGCUUCCCAAAAUACUGCCAUUAUAGGCAAGAGACACCACACCUGGCCAAAAAAUAAUUCUGAAACAGCAAGGAGGAAGGUGGUUUCUUCUCAGGAAUUCUAGAUUUUAGUUGAGCAUGUAAAGGGAUCGGUUGACUUACUAACCACUUAGGAUUGCACAGUAAGAGAAUUUAGUUAAAGGGUAGCCAGCACAGGAGUGGGCCUGGGAAGAGGAAGGGCAGUUUGUGUUAAUGUGCAUGGGUCCAAGACAAAAAUGUUGGGUAACAGAGUUUUGCCGAAUGCAUUGUUGCUAAAAGGGAUGAAGGGCAUCAGGAUCUACAGGAGAUGGAAAAAGUAGUGACUGGAUAGUACUGGGAAAAACUAGAAUCGGAUCAAGGCACUGGAAGGCAAAAUACUGGGUAGAAUGUUUGCUGCUAUUUCAGUUUCUGUAUAAAUACCGAGUACAACGUUUCCCUUGGGUGGUGAAGGUGCUAUGGCUGUGACGACUCCUGAGAGUGAGUUUUCUAGUAAAAAAAAAAUCUCCGAAUGCACAGAAUAGUCUCAGGCCUUCUCAAAUUUGCAAAGAACAGGUCCACAAGACCUAAAUUGCAGUAGUGUAACCUGAUAAUUAACAUUUUUUGCUUUCCUGCUAGAACAUUCCUGGGGCCCAAGUCCAGAGACUGGGAACUGAACCACGCAUUUCCUUUAGAUUGUACAAGUUGUGAAGGUUGAUGUUACUAGCUUGGUUACUAUUUGGAGUCUUAGCUCAUAGUGUGUCUUUAUGGCUUUCUGCCUCACUGGACCCUCUUCCCAAAAGGCUUUAGAAUGUGUUCACCAUCAUGAGCUGACCAACAAUUUCUAAAUUCCUGCUCAGAAACACAGCAAGGGGAAUGCAGUCAAGCACAAAGGGCUUAAAUGACCAGAACUGUUUUAAUCAUGGACAAACAAAACACACAGAUGAAUGCUUCUCACCCGGAAACAAACUUGCCAGCUGGGUAUCCUCCUCAGUAUCCACCAACAGCAUUCCAAGGACCUUCAGGAUAUAAUGGCUACCCUGGGCCCCAGGUUGGCUACCCACCCCCACCAGCUGGCCAUUCAGGUCCUGGCCCAGCUGGCUUUCCUGUCCCAAAUCAGCCAGUAUAUAAUCAGCCAGGUGGAGCUGCAGGGAUACCAUGGAUGCCAGCACCACCGCCUCCAUUAAACUGUCCACCUGGAUUAGAAUAUUUAAGUCAGAUAGAUCAGAUACUGAUUCAUCAGCAGAUUGAACUUCUGGAAGUUUUAACAGGUUUUGAAACUAAUAACAAAUAUGAAAUUAAGAACAGCUUUGGACAGAGGGUUUACUUUGCAGCAGAAGAUACUGAUUGCUGUACCCGAAAUUGCUGUGGGCCAUCUAGACCUUUUACCCUGAGGAUUAUUGAUAAUAUGGGUCGAGAAGUCAUAACUCUGGAGAGACCACUAAGAUGUAACAGCUGCUGUUGUCCCUGCUGCCUUCAGGAGAUAGAAAUCCAAGCUCCUCCUGGUGUACCAGUAGGUUAUGUUAUUCAGACCUGGCACCCAUGUCUACCAAAGUUUACAAUUCAAAAUGAGAAAAGAGAGGAUGUACUAAAAAUAAGUGGUCCAUGUGUUGUGUGCAGCUGUUGUGGAGAUGUUGAUUUUGAGAUUAAAUCUCUUGAUGAACAGUGUGUGGUUGGCAAAAUUUCCAAGCACUGGACUGGAAUUUUGAAAGAGGCAUUUACAGACGCUGAUAACUUUGGAAUCCAGUUCCCUUUAGACCUUGAUGUUAAAAUGAAAGCUGUAAUGAUGGGUGCCUGUUUCCUCAUUGAUUUCAUGUUUUUUGAAAGCACUGGCAGCCAGGAACAAAAAUCAGGAGUGUGGUAGUGGAUUAGUGAAAGUCUCCUCAGGAAAUCUGAAGUCCGUAAAUUGAUUGAGACUAUCUAAACUCAUACCUGUGUGAAUUAAGCUGUAAUGCCUGUAGCUCUGGUUGUAUACUUUUGCUUUUCAAAUUAUAGUUUAUCUUCUGUAUAACUGAUUUAUAAAGGUUUUUGUACAUUUUUUAAUACUCAUUGUGAAUUUGAGAAAAAGGACAUCUGAGUUUUUGCAUUUAUUAAUGAAACUUCCUAUAAAAAACUGCUUUGAAUUAUGAUCUCUGAUCCACUGUCCAUUUUACUACCGAAUAUUAACUAAGGCCUUAUUAAUUUUUAUAUAAAUUAUAUUUUAAAUCUAGUUACAAUUUAUUUCAUGCAUAAUAGCUAAUGUUAUUUUGCAAAUGCCAUAUAUUCAAAAAAGUUCAAAGAUAAUUUUCUUUACUGUUAUGUUCAAAUAAUGUUCAAUAUGUAUAUUAUCUUUAAAAAGUUAAAUGUAUUUUUUAAUCUUCAAGAAAUCAUGCUACACUUAACUUCUCCUAGAAGCUAAGCUGUACCAUAAAUGACACAUUCAUGUUCACAAGAUAUUAAAUUACCAAUUUUUAAAUUAUUGUUAAAUAAAGAACAAAAUAAAGAACAAAAUGAUUCUUGUCCAAAGAAAGGCACAUUUUAAACACUCCUUCACUCUAAAACUUGUACUAUUAUAAAUUUUGAAAGUUAAUAUUUAUAUAUGAAAUGUAUAGCUUUUAUACUCUAUCCUUUCUAGAAAAUGGUAAUUGAGAUUACUCAGAUGUUAAUUAAAUAUAAUAUUAUAUAUAUAUAUUCACAGAGAAUAAACCUAAAUAAUGAUCUAUUAGAUUCAAAUAUUUGAAAUAAAAACUUGACUUUUUUUGU